ACGUGAUUGGCUUUGUCUAGUCGUUGGAGAUUUUUCGGCUGCCCAUCAGACUACGAAGAAAGCUUAAUGAGCGACGAAUCUUAUCCUUUGUGAAUUGAAACGAAUGUACCGGUACGAACAAGAUUAGCAGUCCUGGUAGUCUUGUUGGGAAAAUACCUGUAUAAAUAGCAAGACUUUGGGCUUGAGUUUGGAUCUUUGUACAAUAAAAAUUUUGGAAAAUUUGACUGGCAAAAAAGUCGCAACGUGCGGGGAUGUCUCAAGACGGGAGCAAAAAGAAGGCUCGCCGAGACGAGGAUGAGAUGCUCCCGGAAGUCGAGGAGAUGCUGGCUCGCGGUGAAGACGCCAGGGUAGAAGAAGUGGUCGGAAUGACGGGAGAUUCGGUGUUACGCUUCUAUCCAGAGGAGGCCGAAAGCGCUCAAGAUGCGGAUGCAGAAAGAAAUAAUGCUGCGAGUGAAAAUGCUGGACAAGUGGGUAGUAAUGUUGACGAGAAUAAUGGACUAUCGAGCAUGGAUAAGAAGAAGGAUGAGGAUGACAUCGCAAACGAAACUGCAAAUAAGACAACUCGGAAGGUAAGGCAGUUUGGAGACAGUAGUGAGGAUGAGACAAAAGUUGAGACGGAGCAAGAGGUACGAGAACGGCUGGAGCAAGAAGAGCGACUACGGGAAGCCGAGCGUCGCGAACAGUUGCGUUUAGAGCAAAAGAGGCGAGUGCGAGAGGCACGGGAGGCGGCUGCCGCGGAGAGACAUACCCGAGUGCGGGCCUACAUGGAUACGCCAGGGAUUGCCGGAGUACAGAUUUUCGUUCGGAAUCCUCAGAACUACAAUGAGACGUAUUUCGAGGAUUUGGUCUGCGUCACUGCCCCAGCUUAUCGUAUGCGCAUUAGCAUUGGCACGCUGCUUCGAGAGUUCGACCCGUUCAAAUGGCGUGGCUACUCGAACGACAUUUUGAAUCGCUUGCAUCACAGCGACGUCAUCGAGCGCACGGCGUUUAAGGAAAAAGGACGGAUCAAUGAGGUGCGAUUUGCUGCUAUGAUGCAAAACAAUCUGGAGAAAAUUUCGGAACGUUUAGCGAAAGUACAACAUGCGCUGACCGUGUGUUGGCACAAGCUUGGGACAAAAGACAUCAGCCGUACUAUUGAUGCAGUUGACACGAAAAGCAUUGAUUAGUCUACACACUUGUGAUUGAGUACCGCUUUUUGCAGUUGUCCACAUUCUUUCUGGAAAAUUGUUGUACUAACCUUUGCCGAUAAAAAAAUGAAAUUCAUAUCUGCUUGCUACCAGCAGGCAGAGAUCAAAAAAUCCGUUGCUUUGAGGCACUUAUGAAUUGAUACAAGAAUUCAAUUUUGGCCACAACAGAUGAGUACCUGAUCAACUUCAUGCAGUGCAUGAUGGCACCGACUCGCAAUUCAGCUGUUUCGUUGCGGUUCGAACUUAGCCGUCUGAAGGACCGAUUUGAGCGGUAUCGCGAGACGACCACUCAACGGUUUUUGCGCUUGGCAGAUUUUCACCGCAAGAGGAGAAUUCGCAGCUGGUCACUCGCCAUGUUGCUGCAAUCACAGGAAAUGUCACAUCGCUUAAAGCGCAUGGAGGAGUACGUGAAUCGCGAGAACAUGUGGAAGCGGAAGAGCAGCUUUUUCGGAGCCUGGUCGCUCUACGUUAUGAAGAAUGGCUACGAAUCGAAAAUCCAGUAUCUGAACAACCGGGUGGUGAUUUUGACCCGAAAGGUACAGGAAAUGGAGAAAGAUCGACUGCUGGCCGAUGCCAAAGAGGAGAAACUCUUGAACGAGUUGGCUCGCAUGAUCGCUCGCCAAUUGGCACAGUUUCUGAAGCAGAAAUGUUAUCGCGCACUGCAGCGGCAGUGGAUGGACAUGAAGGUGUUGCGACUAAAGAACCACAUUGAGCGCGUAGAAAAGCGAUUGUCGGAAACUCAGGAAGAUCUUGACGUGAAGACCGAGGAAUGCGAAAAACUAGAACAGUCUCUGAAAAAUUACACCGAACGCACAAGAGUCGCGGAAGCCGUGCGCGGGAAGCUAGUAGAAUACCUGGGCGGAAAAAUACGCGGAUAUCUGAACAAAGGCAUGCAGGGGUGGAAGGAAGCUUGUAGAAGGUACUUUACUUCAGGGGAGGCUUAUUAUAGGUGAUUGCGAUUAGUUCUGUUUUAUUAUUGUCUCAGUUAUUGUGGAAUCAAUUCCCCAGAUCCGCAAGAACAUGUCCAGCUUAAAACGUGAUCUGACACUGUCGCGUUAUUGAUGUGACAAUGCCUCACAUCUCCAACCGCCUUUUCAACAUAGAUCGUGGCGUCUUCGCGUGACUGCACUAGAAAGAGAGGUUGUGCAGGAAAAGCAACGUGCAGCGGACUCCAUGCGCCUUUGCAACGAGGCGGAAAGCAAAGUUGCGGGUCUCUUGCAGAUAAUUGAAGAGAAGGACGCACUCCUGAAGCAAGGUGACCGUGAAAAGGGCGAAAUAGCAGAGCACUUCAGCGAGGCCUUGAAGAUCGCCCAAGGUGGAAAGUGCAUGCCCGCUUUGCCUUCUGCGUUUCUUUGUCGGGACUGCGGGAACGAAUUGUACUACAAGGCGCGUGACGAGCGGGAUGAGGCCAUUCUGAAAUCGUUGGCGGACGACGCAGCACCGAAGAUGCAGUUCUUUCAACAGCGCAUCCACAAUUUUGUAGAGGCCAAGAAACAGCAGACGCGAAAUAAAAGUUUCGGUGUAGAUCCUUCGAUGCUCUCGCCGCGGUCUCCGCGCCGCACACAGCCGCUUUUACCUGCGACCUCACCGCGGCGGGAACGAGAACAUGCACCAGGAACCUUUAGGCCGAUUUAUGGGGUGGAGCGCACGGCUGACGAGAAGGUGCAGCUCGCACAGGUGAAAGCCACAACUCUGUUGCAAGAGCACGCAGCGGCGGCUGAGCGACGACGAUUGAAUGGCAGCGACGAAGAACGUGCCGAAAAAGCGCACCAAAUCGUAGAAGAACGACAGAGCAAGAACUUUUUUCGAGCGCUGAAACAGCAGGAGACGGAACUGUUGGCGAAGCAGACGUCACCUCGACCGACUAUGCCAUGUGCAACCCCGUCGAUAGAGGACGUAGAAAGAGUUGGUUCCUCAUUCCCGCGACAGAUGUGUGAAGCGCAAUUGCCGAAGCAAACUGACACGCAUGCGCUACUCCUGCCUUCACAUUCGAUACCCCGAGAGUUCCAGAAGUGAAGCUUUACAUGGCCUUCGUUGCUGGAGAAAUUUUCAGAUCUUCGAAAUGACAGUUGAAAUCGAGCGUCAAGUGAGCACACCAGGCACAUAAUUUAGCAUGUUCAUCCCCAUUCCGUUCAUGAUGCACAGAAGAGUCUCCUGCGCAGAGAAAUGUACAGAAGAUACAGCUGGUUCAUUUAGUACGUAACAUGCGCGACAGAAAGAAGGCACAUAAUGAGAACAUAAUCACAAAGUACACCAUAGAGCUUGGAUUUCCACCUGCGGUCGAGUGUCAGGAUCAGACACCGGGGUGCAUGUUUUGCAAGAUGUGAUAUUUUUGAGUUGCUGACCUGCAAUGAGUGGACGAGUCUGUUCCGAGGCCUCCGUAUGAGCGAUCAGUAAAUGUACAUUGUGCGAGUUGGUUACAUUUUCACGGCGAUGCUACAAGCUAUCCUUGGACCUACGUUUGCUGUGCGUGCAAAGCCUAGCCAAAA
Messenger RNA from Amoebophrya sp. A25, 3676 nucleotides. NCBI's taxonomy places the organism in Eukaryota, Dinophyceae, Syndiniales, Amoebophryaceae. The record is from the annotation of a GenBank genome assembly.